Necator americanus (New World hookworm) is the source of this 399-nucleotide messenger RNA. RefSeq lists its product as uncharacterized. NCBI's taxonomy places the organism in Eukaryota, Metazoa, Nematoda, Chromadorea, Rhabditida, Ancylostomatidae. The transcript is spliced from 6 exons. The coding region runs from base 1 to 399 and encodes 132 amino acids. The record is from RefSeq and is a predicted model, not a curated record.
AUGGGACGACGAAGUAAGGGAAAAAAGAGAGCUUCAAUAGAAAAAAACUCCGAAAGUGUUGAAACAAGUGAAAUCAAUAUAGAAGAGAUCAACGUGGAGAUCAAAAUUUCUUUGAGUCAGCGAGAAAGCGAAACCGCUGAUGUUGCUGCAGCAAGUGAAGAAACAGAAUCCCCAGUGAAGAUCCGAUCACGACUUCCCGUGCCAUGCGCUCUGGGACUCGGUCAUCGUCAUUCAGCUGUAAAACCUAAAAUGGCAUUCCAAAGACCAGCCGUCGAAGAAUCACCUGAUUGCAAAAGAUCGUUGAUCCCGAGAUUAUUACCUGUGCGUAGCCCUUCGAACCAUUCACCUGUGCUUGAGACGGACAACUGUGACGUCAAAAGAAUUGCACAAGAGGCAUAA